Molecule: messenger RNA, 6065 nt
Organism: Musca domestica (house fly)
Lineage: Eukaryota; Metazoa; Arthropoda; Insecta; Diptera; Muscidae
Product: zinc finger protein 1-like
Exons: 3
Coding region: 110-3022 (970 amino acids)
Biological process (GO): regulation of transcription by RNA polymerase II; anatomical structure development
Molecular function (GO): RNA polymerase II cis-regulatory region sequence-specific DNA binding; DNA-binding transcription factor activity, RNA polymerase II-specific
Source: RefSeq, a predicted model, not a curated record
ACUUGUACACAUUCAUCUACUCUACCUCCAACAAAGCUUAAUUGACAAUUAAGAGACAGCGAAAACCAACGGCCGGUAAAUCGACAGACAAAACGAACACAGCAAUGUUAUGAUCGCUACGAUGAUGACAGCAAUCAUUGUCGCCGACAGCAACAACAACAACAAAGCAGCAACACAAAUUUGUGUUUUUUCCUUUGCAUUACAAAGGCAAAAGUGUGAUUGCACCUUUAACAACAGUAGUGUUAAAUUGAGUUUAGAAGAGAGAACAUCAGCCGAGAGCGCGGACAUUGUAAAUAGUUCAAGAAAUGUGGUUUUUAAAGGGAAUUUUGAACAGAAUUUCAUAAAAAUGAAUUUGAAAUUAUCAUUGGGACACAAUUUGAGUUGCAAAAUAUGCCACAAAGCUUUUGCCAAUGUCUAUCGCCUGCAACGUCACAUGAUUAGCCACGAUGAGUCGGCUUUAUUGCGCAAAUUCAAGUGUAAUCAAUGUGAUAAGGCCUUCAAGUUUAAGCAUCACCUCAAGGAACAUGUGCGCAUACAUUCCGGCGAAAAGCCAUUUGGUUGUGAUAACUGUGGCAAACGUUUCUCGCAUUCCGGCUCCUUCUCAUCGCACAUGACCUCCAAGAAAUGUAUUAGCAUGGGUCUGAAGCUCAAUAACAGUCGUAAUCAUUUAAAAUCCGCCAACGCAUCACCGAACAGUCUUAAAAUAUCCUCGCCAAAUGGUAAAAGUGAUGCAGCCAAUAACAUUGUCAACAACUUAACCAAUCCCAUGAACUAUUUUGCUGGGGAUUCAAGUACUGCUGCCGCCGGCACCCCUCCAACCAAUCCAUUCUAUUCAAAUUUGCUACCCAAAUAUGGUGAUUAUAAUAGUGCCAUGAAUGCUGCCCUACUAGCAUCAUUCCCCAAUCCAUUCUAUAGCAUGGCAUUGGAUCCGCGUAUACACCCAUAUAGUAUACAACGUUUAUUGGAAUUGACUGCUGCUGGACAGCAGCAACAGCAUAACAAUCAGGAGUCCGAACAACAGUCUCAAACACUAACACCACCACCACAAUUCGGCCAUCAAAAUGAUGAGGCUGAGGAAGAAGAGGAAAAUAGCAAAGAUUUGAAAAUUUCCAACAGCAGUAAUGCCGAUGAAGAAGAAGACAUACACUCAGAAACUUUGGACCUAAAUGAAGAAGAUAAUCUGGACGAACCAAAAUUGGUAAUGGAUUUGGAGGCCAGCGAAGGGGAUAACAAGGAAACCGAACAGAACACCUCAAUCAACAGUCAAGAAAAUGAAAUGAAGUUAAAGAAUCUCACCAAGAAACACAAGAAAACGAGGAAUUUGAGCUCCGGUAAUAUUACCACACAAAUUAAACAGGAAAACCUGGAAGAAUCUGAAGAGCAAUUAGAAAUCGCUGAAAAGGAAGAGGAAUCGGUAGAAGUGGAAAAGCCCUCCGAAGAUCAGAAUAACAGCUCAAUUGCCGAACUACGUUGCAGCCGUUGUGAUAAGAAAUUUAAUCAUCCCACAGAAUUGGUACAACACGAAAAGGUAUUAUGUGGCUUUAUUAAACAGGAAUUGGAGCAACAAUAUCAGCAGCAGCAGCAACAAGUUUUGGACCAAUCCCAAAACUCCAGCUCCUUUAUGGCUGCUAGUGAUGUUGAAGAUGAGCAGGAUGAACGUGAUUCAAUUUCACGUAAUGAUUGUUCCAGUGGCGGGGAAAGUAAUGCCGAACGUAAGGUCCGUGUUCGCACUGCCAUUACCGAGGAACAGCAGCAACAUCUCAAGCAACAUUAUGCCAUCAAUUCCCGACCGAGUCGUGAAGAAUUCCGUUUGAUUGCCUCUCGUUUGCAACUUGAUGCUCGCGUUGUACAGGUGUGGUUCCAAAAUAAUCGCUCGCGUGAACGUAAAAUGCAAUAUAACAACAUUAACAAUAAUAACAAUAACCUGAAAGCUGCAUUCCCCUUGCCCCCGUUGCCACCAAUGGCUGGCACAGGACAAACGCAAAAUUUCGAAGAAGCUCCUUUAAGCAAACCUGUUACAAAUUCCGAAGAGUUGCCAUUGGAUUUAUCGGUGAAGCCUCAACGAAAUUCCAGUAAUGGUCAACAGCAACAUUCUCCGUUAUAUGGUAUUGCUCCACUGCAGACAGCAAAUGCCAAUGUGGCUGGAGAUUUGGCCGAAGCCAUUAAUCUAAGCCGCAAAAUGUCACCGCCCACCUCAUUAUCGCCCAACUCUGCUGCCUCCGUGCCAGCAGUUUUCAAGCAACAAGCUCAAGCUGCAGCUGCUGCCGCGGCUCUCUAUUUUGCAGCACCCUCGCAGGCAAAUGGUGCACCCAACUUACCUCACAAUAUGCGCCAGACGCCCUCACCCAUUGAAGCUCCGCUCUUGGGUCCCCAACAGACUUCUACGCCACGUGGUGCUGCUGCAUUCCCUUCAUUCUCUCAAUUACCUCCAUACAUGAUGCCCGCUGCCAUGGCAGCUGCCCAACGCAGUCUUAUGCCCAUGGAAGCUCUAUUUCAAAUGACGCCCGGCUCAGCAGACUAUGCCCGUCAACAUCCGCUAAUGAACAGUAUUAAAAUGGGUCCCACUCUCGACUUCAGAGGCAACAGUCUAAGUCCUAACUCCGAGAAACGUUCAUGGCGUGAUGAUGAUUCACGGAUAUCACAUGAAGAUGAAUACGCCCACGCUCAGGCCCAAGCAGCGGCCGCCCUUAUGCCACCCAAACCCAAGCGGGCCAAGGCCGAGACCCAUGGCCAUGCCGGUGAUCCUGAUUUGCCUUUCAUUUGUGAUCAAUGUGAUAAAGCAUUUGCUAAACAAAGCUCGCUGGCGAGACAUAAGUAUGAGCAUUCCGGCCAACGUCCCUAUCAGUGCAUGGACUGUCCCAAGGCUUUCAAGCACAAGCAUCAUUUGACGGAACACAAACGUUUGCAUAGCGGCGAAAAGCCCUUCCAAUGUUCCAAGUGCCUAAAACGUUUCUCACAUUCCGGCUCCUAUUCACAGCACAUGAACCACCGUUACUCCUACUGCAAACCAUACAGGGAAUAGGUAAGCGACAAUGGACAAUCGAAUGCCUGCGCCACAAAUAAUACUAAUGUCACCACUUCGUUGGGGUCGUCAAUGACUACUUCUGCGAGUGGGAUGGGUAAAUCUACAACAACGUCCACAAGACGCAAUUCAGCUAACCAUCAUGGUAUGUUGAAUAUGCAUGAGUUUCGUAAAAAAUUCAAUAUGGCUAAUGCGUUGCGUCAACAACAACAACAACAUCACAUACAUCAUUUACCUUCAAUGGCUGUGUUUCAGCAACAGCAAGCAGCCGUAAGACCACCGCCACACCUAAUGAAUAACUGGAAUCUGUUGAGUCCUUCAAACUUUACCAAUCCCAGGUCAGUGGGUCCACCUCAGUUACCAGGUCCUGCGUUAUUGCAUGGCAAUGUUGGUGUUCAUACCAUGACAUCGUCAAUGAAUAGAAAUCCUGGCUUCUUUGCAACUGGAUUUCCUCGCUUCAAUGGUCCCUCGCCAUCAAACGUGCAUACAAACUUACCGUCCUCCCAGCAACAACAUCAACAACAGCAGCAGCAACAUCAUUUUAACGCAUCCACGGCAUCAUCAACAAAUACCACGGCACAGUUCGAUUUUUAUAACCCAAAAAUCUUAAUGAAUUAAAAGAGCAAAAGAAUAGACGGGAAGAAGAACCCCCCAUUUCGAAAUAUUUAAACGAUUUUCUUUUUUAAUUUCAAAUUUCUUCAAAUUUUUGCGGAUCUAAAGAAAAACCCAAAUGCUAACUCCAAAUCGCACUUAAAAGCGUACUUAAUAUUAUAACAGACCAACUAAGAAUUUUUUGUAUUUUCUUAAAACUGAAAUGCUGAAAACCAAACGAUAUUCAUAUAUAUAUUUUUUUAAUUUUAAAUGAUUUUCGAUUUUUGUGCAGGCACAUAAGUUUUUUCCAUAUUUUCUGUUCAUGUUCAUAGUUAAAAUGUCUUACAUUUUCAAAUAUUUUUUUUUUUUUGAUUUUCAAAAGUUGCUGAAUUUAAAAACUAUUUCUAAAAAAAACCUUUCAUCUCGAAUUUAUUUUUUUUUUUUAAAUUUUAUUAGUUUUAUGUACUAUAAUAAUUAUAGUUUUUUUUUUUGUAAUUUUUAAGUUUGUAUAUUUGUUGUUUCUUUGUUUUUGUAUUUGGAAAGAAACAUUAUUCACUAGAGCUUCCUUUUGUUUAAUAUGUUUACAUAUAAUUUUUGUAUUAAUUUAAGCGAAGAGAAGUAAAGGCCAGUACCUUUAUCGAAAUACUCAUUGAAAAGUAUAGGUUAUUGUUUUUUUUGAAUCUAUAUAGUUAUAUAUAGGUAGGCGACUUUAUUUUUGUAGGUAUUAAAGUAUUGAUUUUUUUAAGUUAUUUUUUUCAUGAUUAUUUUAUAUGUUCAAUAUUAUUUGCAAUAAAUUACAAUGUUUUAUAUUUUACAAAACAAUUUUAAAUAUGCAAUAUUUUUCUUAUAAGCAUAACAUAUACGGCUGGGUUUCGAAGCAAUUAAUUUUUAUAUUUUAAAUGAUGUAUUUUCAAAACAUGAUCUGAAUGAGCAAUAUUAUACCAUAUGCGAUUGUGAAUAACAUCUUUGCAAAUCUGAUUAAAAUUCAGUUGAAUGUUUUAUUGAAGUCAUUGUUUAAAUAUUUUGUCCACAACAACAGGCUGGGUUUAAAGCAAUUUUUGAUUUCAAAAUUUCUCUCAAUACAAUAAGAAUUUUUUCUAUUAUACAAAUUAAGUGCGCAAUUUGAAAGUUACACCAAUAUUUUUUUAUUUUCAAAUAAAAACUGAAAUCAGUUAACAAUAAUAACAAAAAAAAAACACCCACCGCUCAAAGAAACCAAUAAAAAAAAUAAUAAUCAACAACAUUUUUGGUGUAAUAAAAAUAUAUAUUGAAAAAUUGGCUUUUAGAUUAAAAAUUAUUUUCAAAAUUUUCUUAGUUGAAACAAAUACCUAUACCAAAUCAUUCCAUUAAGAACUUUCAUUACAACACACAAGGGGUUUUUUCGAUUGCAUAAAUACCAAACAAAAAAUUGAAACCAAAACCAAUGAAAGUUUCUUGUUUUAGUUUUUUUUCUUUAUAAGAUAGAUUUGUAUGAAAAUGAAAUUAAUUAAAACUAAGCUUAAAACAGUUAAAAAAUAACUUAAACUUAUUCAUUUGGCCUUAUAUAUUAAAAAAAUAUUUAAUUAACUUAAAAAAAGGAAAGCUAGUUUUAAAUAAAAUUAAAUACAAAGAAAAACUUAAUUAUAUGAUACACAAAAUAGAGAUUUUUUCCUAAUGAUAUUAAACCAAUUUAAAAGAAAACAAAAACAUUUUCUUAAAAUAAAAGGAGUUGUGUUGUAAUUUAAACAAAAAAAUAAAUUUAUGUACAUGAGUAAAAAAUAAAUAUAGCAAAAUACUAAAAAUAUUUCAAAGGACAAUAAGAAAAAUAUACCAUACAAAAAAAAACUACACAAAUUUAUAACUAAACUGAAAAAGAAAAAAGAAGAAACUAAAAUAAAAACACAAAUAAUUUUCAAUAAUUUGCUUUUUAAAUAAUUUGUGGAUACAUAAAACUAACAACGAAUUACUAAACAAUAGGAGUCGCCAGGAACCCAACUUAAUUUAAAAAAAUCCUUGUGUUUCAAACUCAUUUAAGCUUUACAUUUAGUUUGUCCACCCUCCAAAAAAAUAUCCACCAAAAACAAACAAGGUUUCCAAAACAACGAAAAAAAAAGAAAAACAAUUAAUUACCACACCAAUCACCACCUCCAUGAAAAGGUCAAUACUCUAUACAUAAAUAUAUUUACAUAUAUGUUUUGUAAUAAAAAACUGCAUUUAUUUAUUAUUUUUAAAUAACAACUUGUUUAAAUUUACAACAUAAACUUAAUAAAUUUAAGUUCGGUUAAGUUGAAAACAUUUUUUUAAUAUACCAAAUAAAAAACCAAAAUUGUAUUUUGUUUAUAAAUAUGAAAAAACUACACACAAAGCUAGAAAAUCCAAAGACACUCUUGUACUAUAAACAACAAAUACACUUUAACUUAUGCUCAAAAUUGAAAUUAAUAACAAAUAAACUUAAAAUUAAAAAAAAAAAAAA